Molecule: messenger RNA, 378 nt
Organism: Colletotrichum chrysophilum
Lineage: Eukaryota; Fungi; Ascomycota; Sordariomycetes; Glomerellales; Glomerellaceae
Exons: 2
Coding region: 1-378 (125 amino acids)
Source: RefSeq, a predicted model, not a curated record
AUGGACUCGAUGUACUGGGACGUCUUCCCCGCGGACGACUCAGAAUCCAGCAGCGACGAGGAGGACAACGAAGGUCCCGUGUGCGCGAUGCAAGGACAGGAAACACUUAUGCAAACGAUGCAAACGGCGCCAACAAAUUUCAACCGCUGGAGCGAGAAAGUCGUCGCUGGAGAAGGCCUGCUUCCCUCCCCGCGCGACCAGCUCCGACACUCCCGCCCCCGUGCCCGAGGUGCUCCUCCCGUCACCGGACGACGAGACUCCUACGCCCAGAAACGGCGCCGCGGCCCCGGUGUACGCGGCCAUGUACACCGCCUCGCCGUCCUGGAUGUCGACUUACACGUCGAGCACGUGCGCCACGACGUACACGGCGGCGCAUGA